AUGCAGCUAGGAUAUGUUGAUGGAGAUGCAAUUAGGUUGGUCACAGCAACAAAGGUUUGGAUAGACCACAAUACACUCUAUAAGUGUCAUGAUGGUCUCCUUGAUGUCACCCGGGGAUCUACUGAUAUUACCAUCUCCAACAACUGGUUUAGAAACCAGGACAAAGUCAUGCUUCUUGGACACGAUGAUGGGUUCUUGAGAGACAAGAGCAUGAAGGUGACUGUCGCGUUCAAUCACUUUGGACCCAACUGCAACCAGAGAAUGCCACGGAUUCGUCAUGGAUAUGCACACGUAGCUAACAAUCUCUACCAAGGAUGGGAACAAUAUGCCAUUGGAGGAAGCAUGACUCCUAGCAUCAAGAGUGAAGCUAACUUUUUUAUUGCACCAAAAUCAGGCAACAAGGAGGUCACAUGGAGACAUGGCAGUCAGGAGAGUGGGCCAUGGAAGUUCUACUCCGUGAGGGACGCUUUUGAAAAUGGAGCUUCUUUCAUUCAAACAGGAUUAGGCAUGGCAAAGCCUAAUUAUAAUCCAGAACAGAUGUUCCCAGUUGCAGAUGCCAGAUUUGUGAGAUCAUUGACAAGAUCGUCAGGUGCUAUAUGCUGCUCCAGAUCAUUACGAUGCUGAGUGGAGCAAUGUAAAUGCAUAUAUCAGUUAAUUUCCUUCUUGUAAUGAGCACUUUCAACUUAUACUCUGCUUUGUAAAAUAGAA
Molecule: messenger RNA, 708 nt
Organism: Tripterygium wilfordii
Lineage: Eukaryota; Viridiplantae; Streptophyta; Magnoliopsida; Celastrales; Celastraceae
Product: probable pectate lyase 16
Exons: 3
Coding region: 1-624 (207 amino acids)
Molecular function (GO): pectate lyase activity
Source: RefSeq, a predicted model, not a curated record